Molecule: messenger RNA, 939 nt
Organism: Anopheles cruzii
Lineage: Eukaryota; Metazoa; Arthropoda; Insecta; Diptera; Culicidae
Product: gastrula zinc finger protein XlCGF7.1-like
Exons: 1
Coding region: 1-939 (312 amino acids)
Biological process (GO): regulation of transcription by RNA polymerase II
Cellular component (GO): nucleus
Molecular function (GO): DNA-binding transcription factor activity, RNA polymerase II-specific; RNA polymerase II transcription regulatory region sequence-specific DNA binding
Source: RefSeq, a predicted model, not a curated record
AUGCCAAUUGUAGAAAUUAUCAAUGAACGAGUUGCGGAUGGGACGCCUGAAAUAAACGUAGAACAAGAUGCUGUGCAUGAAGCACAAGAAACUAAGACGAUCGAGGAACUUGAGUCAAUAUCAGACUGUGCGAGGUCUCCCACCAGGCGAACCGGAAAAAAAUGUAAAGUUCGAAGGACAACGAAGAAAUACUUAAGUGUAACCGCAACCGAAAACACCGAUGAACCUGGGUUUGUUUGCUGCGGAUGUUCGGCAGUUCAGUUCAACAGCCAACAGGAGCUAGAUGAACAUCGAUUCGAAAGCCACAGGAAAUAUCGCAUCUUAGACAACUCCAUACGACCUUUCGAGUGCGAUAUGUGCUUCAAACGGUUUUUGACGGAAAAGCUUCUGGUGCAGCACAAAACACGAUCGUACCGAAAACGUCGUUUCGUGUGCAAAUCGUGCGGCCUAGCUUACCUUACCAACAACGGAUUGAAACGCCACGAGAAGGUGUGCAAUGUGGAGGAGAAAAAUUUCUCCUGCGAGGUGUGUGGCAAACGUUUUCUGCAAACGGUCACACUGGCGAGUCACCGGAAGCUGCACCAGCAGGAGAAAGCAUUCUCGUGCUCCGUAUGCGGGAAAACGUUUAGGAAAAAGUUCGAAAUAACCAUUCAUAUGGUAACGCACACGGAAGAGCAACCGUAUCCGUGUGAUCUUUGUCCGGCCAGAUUCAAACGCCACCAAGCGUUGAAGAAUCAUCAGAAGCAUCACGUGAACUCUCGGCCGUACAAGUGUGAUCUGUGCGAAGAGUCGUUCAAUAGUUUUGCUGCCCGAAAGUUCCACCGCCUAACGGUGCACGAAGGAUUGGAUCCGUUCCGGUGCGAUCAUUGCGGCGUUAGCUUUGGUCGCAGAUUACGGUUAACCCAACAUAUGAAGCGCGUGCAUGGCGUCACUGAUUGA